AUGCGCUUCUCUUCCUUGCUCGCCCUCAUCUCCGCCGCCGUUGUGGCCGCCGUCCCCAGUCCUAUACCCGAGGACGCCAAGUCCUAUGUCCUCGCCGGCCCUCUCCCCUACGGGGAGCUGAAGACCGAAGUCGCCAAGGUCAAGUCUGACGGCGAGCCCAAUGCUGCUCGCAGACUCAACAAGCGUAUCUGUGAAGGCGUGUACAUGUGCGAAGACCAGGACUUCAGCGGCGACUGCUACUACGGCUGCUACCCCCUCAGUAAAUCCAUCUACCCUGACUCCUACUGGGUAUCACGUAUUAGUUCAGUCGGCCCGGAUAAUGGUGGCGUGUGCGAUUUUUACAAAGGAACCACUUGCAAUGUUCUCAUUACUACUUGGCAGGCCUACAAAUAUCCUGGUGGCAACUUGAAAGCUGCCAUCAAUGACAACAUGGGUUGCUUCUCCUACGGACUCAGUUAA
This is a messenger RNA of Colletotrichum spaethianum, 459 nucleotides long. RefSeq lists its product as uncharacterized. The coding region runs from base 1 to 459 and encodes 152 amino acids. The transcript is spliced from 2 exons. The record is from RefSeq and is a predicted model, not a curated record. Lineage: Eukaryota; Fungi; Ascomycota; Sordariomycetes; Glomerellales; Glomerellaceae.